Molecule: messenger RNA, 834 nt
Organism: Microsporum canis CBS 113480
Lineage: Eukaryota; Fungi; Ascomycota; Eurotiomycetes; Onygenales; Arthrodermataceae
Exons: 3
Coding region: 1-834 (277 amino acids)
Source: RefSeq, a predicted model, not a curated record
AUGGCUCCCCGUAACUACUCAGAGCUGGGUAGGUCUCUCGGCCUGUUGGGAGAUCAAUUGCCAUGGUACUGGAAAGCCGUCUCCAUCGGCUCUGCGUGGUCUCUGUUCACCGGCUUCAUCCUCUUUCCCUUCGCCAUGGAGCCAGACGGCGCGAAGCUGGAAGCAAAUAAGAAUGCGCUUCUUGGAGCUGGUGUCAUCCUUCUUACGCUUGCAUACCUCCUCAGCGCUUUAUAUUAUGUGCGGUGGCGCAGGAGUAUCUACCUAUUUAACUCUCUCUUCUUCGCCUGUUUCACCUCGUCCAUCCUUGGACUCUUUAAUAUUGUCAUAAACAUCCUGAUUCGCAGCCUGCUGCCGAUGAACAUGCUAUCAACCAUCAUCGUGGUCAUCUCGUGCGUUUCUACAACCGCCUAUGGCUUUCUGGCCUUUUACUUCUCUGACUACUGGCUGUCCGCGACCUGCUCGCGACGGCGGAGGCGGAAACGCUCGCGGGCUGCCACCGAAGCUGCCCUGGACGACACUGAGCUGCAGAGACGCCAGCUCCUACGCCUCUAUCUACGGCCAGAUAGGGCGCCCAGUGUCGAACUUUCGCAAAGUACAUUUCGAAUAGACCUGCCAGACCACCAAUCCACUGCCGACAUGGAAGAGGAAAUGCUCGUCACUGCUCCACAAAAUGCAUAUGAGCGUUCACUACACUCUGUCUCGGCACCGAGCAAUUAUCCUUCUGAAAUGCAUCCAAGCCCGACUUCUGCGUACAAGCUGAACCCUCUUCGUUACUGGCAGCCUCAGCGCGGCCACCGAGACCAAAUGCGUCCUCUGGCAGAGUUGAUCAGCUAG